Hippocampus zosterae (dwarf seahorse) is the source of this 9300-nucleotide messenger RNA. Its product is annotated as myosin heavy chain, non-muscle-like. The coding region runs from base 1727 to 4774 and encodes 1015 amino acids. The record is from RefSeq and is a predicted model, not a curated record. The transcript is spliced from 4 exons. Lineage: Eukaryota; Metazoa; Chordata; Actinopteri; Syngnathiformes; Syngnathidae.
CAAUGUGCUGGAUUUUGUGGGUCUCAUAAUAUCAGAACAAAUAAGGUAGCAUGGCUGUGGCUCAGAUGGUAGAGUUGGUCAUCCAGCGAACGAAGGGUCAGCAGUUUAAAUCCCAGCCCUGACACUCCACUGGAGUGUUCCUGGGUAGGGUAAGUAAGAAACUUUGGUCAGUUGCCUUACCAAAAAUAAGGUCCUAAUUCCUAGCGUAUAAUAAAAGUUAGGCAGCACGGUGAUCGAUGGGUUAGGAAGUUGGCCUCACAGCGCAGAGGUUCAGGGUUCAAUUCUGGCUGCGGCCUUCCUGGGUAGAGUUUGCAUGUUGGAUUGGAUUGGAUAAAAUUUAUUGUCAAAUGUACUGUAUGUGUAAUUUCUUCCCGUGCCUGCGUGGGUUUUCUCCGGGUACUCCAGUUUCCUCCCACAUUCCAAAAACAUGCAUGGCAGGUUAGUGGAACACUCUAAAUUGUUCCUAGGUGUGAGUGUGAAUGGUUGUAUGUCUAUGUGUGCCCUGAGAUUGGCUGGCAACCAGUUCAGGGUGUACUUCACCUACUGCCCAAAGCCAGCAGGUAUAGGCUCCAGCACGCCCGCGAACCUUGAAGAAGACAACUUCUGUGCCCUCCUGUGUGCAGUUUUGCAUCUCCUCUCCGUGGCUGGGUCGGUACACUGGUUUCUUCUCGCAUUCCAAAAACAUGAACGGGACCUGCGGUGCUGGAGCCCAUCCCAGUUGACUUAAGGCGAACGGCAGACUCCAUCCUGAACAGGUUGCCAGGCGUUCCGCAGGGCACAUAUGGAAACAGGUAACCAUUCAGACUGACAUUGACAACGUCACUGAAUGGUAAAUGAAACCAUGCUGCCUGAGGUUGAAGUCAGGCGAAAGUACCACUACAGCUUAAGUGACAUUACACAACAAAAAUGCUGCCAUUUCCUGAUAAUUGUAACUUUAAAUGACAAAUAUUUGUGGAACCAGCAGCAGUACAAUGAGCAAUGAAAUACCUGCUUUGGAUGUCAAAAUAUAGAAAUUUAAGUUCAGGGUGCACCCUGCUUCUUACCAAAAGACAACUAUAAUAGGUUCCAGCAUGCCCAUGACCCUACGAAGGAUCAACUGAUCAGAGGAUGAAUAAAUGGAUGAAACUAAACAAAAAUUAACAGCUGUGAUUGGAAUUUUCCUUACUGCAAGGCUUAAGGAUACAUUUUUAUUUUUUUUAAGCUCUUAUUUUAGUCCCAAGAAGCCAAACGGGGAGUUCUCUGCCUACCUCAAGGAACUUUGAUGAUGUCAUGACUUUAGGUCGCUGUCAGCGACGUGUCACCUUUGCAAUAGAGCUUAUGACUCCAUCUCUAUUAUCACAAGCCGGUAAUGUUAUUUUGAUGUACUAAUUUUAGCCACAUCUCCAAACUACCCGUUGUGUCCCGUCAACAGUCGCCUUCUGUGUCAUAGUAUGUCAUAAAGCUGAAAUUUGCUAUUCUGCAUACACUGUUAUUUAUUUUUCUUAUCUUGACAACUCAACAAAACAUGAUACGCAAAAAGUCAAAAGAAACUUGUAUUUCGAGUAAAUUAAGCCAACAUGUUGAAUCAUGGCAUUUUGAUAACCUGCUAAGGAUCCAGCCAGCCAUAUUCUGUACCGCUUAUCAGUUGGGAUGUUUUCCAUUUUACCUGCAAAGACAUCCGUUAAGGAGCCAUCCAAAGCAUGAGAGGAUCGUACCAAAUCUCCACUUUUUAAAUAAGGAUUGAAGAAUGUCCUGGAUAAACGGGCAACUGUUCAGCAAUGAUUAUUACAGGGAACAUGUUAAAGAUCUGGAAAAUAAAAAGACCAUGUUGCUUGAGCAAAGAAAGCUCGUCAACGAAGAGUUGGCUCAUCUGGACUCUGAGAAUAUCAAGACGGAAACCAAAAAACAAGACAUGCUGGCCCAAGCGCGGGGUCGUCUUCAAUAUUUGAGUUUCAUGAGGGAGACGGCAAAAGAAGACUUGGGGCUUGUUAAUCGUCGACAAAAAGAAGAAAUCCUCAGUGAGCAGAGUAAGAUCUUCAAUUUUAACAUGGUACAGUAUGGACCUCGCACGGAGAACCUGGAAUCGGGGAAAGCUAAGUUUGAGAUGACUCUGCUUGAAUGUCGGUGUAUGGAGAUGGAAACACGCGAUGAAAACAUGAGGACGCAUAUUGCUCAACUUGAGGAAGAAAAUAAAGGCUUACGAAUGCAAGUUGGAGAUAAGGUGACACUUACCGGGACGAAUAACCUUGCCACUCAGGAGUGGGCACAUUUUGGAUAUCAACAUUUCAAUUUGGACGCAAACAAACAAGACCUAACGGGACAAAUUAGAGCUAUUACCGAUCAGGAUGAACACAUUAAGGCCCUCAAAGAUCAGAUUGCAAACCAAAAAACACAAGCUAAAAAUCCUGUGGAAAGUGAGGACACGCUGUGUCGACAGAAUGCUUCCUUUAAAAAUGCUUUGGCUGAGCUUCAAAUACAGAGUAUGAAAAUGAAAAAGCUGGAGACCGAGAACAGUGACUUGAGGUCGCAACUACAAUGGCAUCAAGACACAAAGAAAACUCUGAUUCAGUCCGGCGGUUUGGUGACGGAAAGCUUGCAAGGGGAUGACGGAACUAACAGUGUAAAGAAGGAAGGUGAGAAAGAAGCCCUAAGGGCACAGGUUAAAGCACUCCAGGAAAACAAGAACUGUCUCAACGAUGAGAUUAGAUCCAUGAAAGACGGGUUAGCUCGAGCUCAAUCUCAGAGUGCAAACAUUGAAACGCAGAAUUGUGAAUUGAAGGGACAAGUUAAAGCCCUUAAAGAAAGCACCAGUCAACUACAGGAUAGAGUGAAGUCCCUAAAUGAUCAGGUGGCUCUGCUUCAGUCUCAGAGAGCAAAGAUGGAGACGCAGACUGGCGACUUGAGGGCACAAGUGAAAGGAUUUCAGGAAAACGAGGACAUUUUGAUCAAGCAGAACGAAGCGCUCAAGGAUGAGGUGUCUCAGCUCGAAAUCUGCAACGUGAGGACAGAUAAACAAAACGAAAACCUGCGGAGCCGAGUCAAGACUCUGAAGGAAAACGAGAACAGCCUCAGUGAGAAGAUAGAGACGCUAAUGGCCGACGUGUCCCACUUUAAAUUUCAAAGGGAAAACGAUCAGACCGAGAUUCAUCGUCUGAGGAGAGAACUGCAAACGCUCAGGAGUCAAUUACAAGAUCAAGAGGAACUAUUAAGGAGGAUCGAUGUUGCCGAAUCUCUCAUGGAGAAGGAGUGGGCGGAGAAGGAAAAGCUGAGCGUCAAACUCGGUGAGCUCUGGGACGAGAGUAACUUUGUCAAAAAGCAAAAUGACGCUGUUCGUGUUGAGUUGGAAAAGAACAAAUGUGUUCAGGAACACCAGUGUGAGCAAAUUGCUCAGCUGAGGGCGACUUUACAGGAGUAUAAACUCCAACUGGAGGAGGCUCAAUUUUUACUCUACAGUAAAGAUGACGAGUUAGCGAAGCAAAACAGGAAAAUUGUUUAUCUCAAUGAAGUCACAGAAGAGCUGAACUCUCACGUGAGCAGUUUUAAACAACAAAUGCAUUUUCUUAAAGGCCAGCUGGAACUCAGGCAGAUGGAUGAAAUAUUAACUCAUAAUAUUUGCGGAAGCCUCGCCGAGAUAGCAUCUGAGCAUGGGCCAGUCAGUGAAAACCAAUCGGGUUUGAAGACUGAGAUAAAGGACGUGGGGAUGCAAAUAAAAGACAAUUGCUUGCCUGAGCCGAAAAGGUUUUUAACACACACCUUGGCUUUGCGUGACUCUCCAAGUCUGAAGAUGGAAACAGAAAAUGAAGAACUGAGGACACAAAUAAAAGCUCUUGAAGAAAACGAAUUGGAACUGACAGAGCUGAUCGAGCACCUCAAUGAAAAGCUGGCUCAUCUGGAAUCCUGGGGCGCAAAUGGAGAUGCGGGGGCGCAAGACCAAGCGCUUUGCCAAAACCAGGACGGGCUCGCCGAGCAGAACAACCUGCUCAAUGAAAGGCUCGCCGAUCUCGAAACGGAGAACGGAGAUUUAAGAGUGCAAGUUGAAGAUCUCAAAGAAAACGAGAAACUAAUCAAACAGAGGACAGAGACCCUCAUGGCUGAGCUGGACCAGUACAAAACCGAGCGUAGCCGUCUGAGGUCGGAAGCUCAGACGCUCAGGUCGCAACUGCACGAUCAAAGUGAUCUGCGGGGAAGGAUGGAUCACGCAGAAUCUCAAAUGGAGAAGGACGUGGCCGAGAAGGAAAAGUUGAGUAACAAAUUGCGGGAGCUUGAAGAAAAGGAGAACUGUUUAAAAAAGCAGCACGACAUUGUUCGCGCCGAGAUGGAAGCGCAUAAAUCCGUUCGAGAGCAACAAAACCAACAGAUUGCCCAGUUGAAGGCGGCGUUAAAAGAAAACGAACUGCAGGUCGAGGAGGCCAGAUUUCUCCUCGAUAGCAAAGACGAUGAGUUGGAAAAGCUAAAUGAAGUCACGAAGGAGAUGAAGACUCUCAUUUUGAAUUUGAAGCAAAAAAAUUGCCAUCUUCAAAGGCUGUUAGAACUCAUUCAGACUGCAAAUCGGGAGGACCCCGCGAACAAAUCAGGUGCGGUGGAGCCUGUUGCGGUGCACCUGAAGUCCGCAUCGAGCAGACUUUUUGCUAUUUUCUGUUGGCCUUUUAAAGGACUUUUAAAAGUUUUUAACAUAUCUUCCUUUCGAGGACUUGUCAUCGCGGUUGUGUUCUUUUGUCUAGGUCUGUUGUUUUCAAACGUACUUUCCAUUGAUGAUGACUCUUCAAACAUAUCUGAUGUGUUACACAAAUGCUAGGUCUUUGUAUGACAACAAUUCCUUGUCUUCGGAAAGUGCUGCUUGGGUCAUAUGUGACUUGUUUCACUUUAAAGGGCACUGGAUUUUAGGUUCAUGUGAUGACAAUACUGUUGAGCUUGUUUACUAACUAGUGUCUUGUCAAUGCAUUUUUUUUGUAUAUAACCUGACAAGAAUGUCGAGACUCUUAUGGGGAGCCAUUUUUUUUAUUAAUGUCUUAAAAUUGUUAGUAGAAACCAAAAUGUUUUGAACAAGCUGCUUGCUUUGUAUUAAACAAUUCUUUUGUAAUCAGCCCAAGUUUUUCCUCAAACAUUUUUUAUACAAUUGAAUAGUGACGUUGGUAUGUUUUUCAGAUUCAAAUAAGUGGAGUGAUUGGCCCUGUGGUCGACUGGUUAGCACGUCGGCCUCACGGUGUAGGGUUCGAUUCCGGCCUUCCUGUGUGGAGUUUGCAUGUUCUCCUUGUCCCUGCAUGUUUUUUCUUCAGACAUUCCGAAAACAUGCGUGGCAGGUUAAUGGAACCCUCUAAAUUGUCCCUUGGUAUGAUGGUGAGCACGAAUGGUUGUUUGUCUACGUGUGCCCUGCGAUUGGCUGGCAACCAGUUCAGGGUGUCCCCCACCUACUGCCCGAAGACAGGUGCGAUAGGCUCCAGCACACCCGGCGACCCUUGUAAGGAUAAGCAGAUCAGAAAAUGAAUGGGUAAUUUAAGUGUGAUGCUUAGACAGGGCGGCCAGGUGGUCCAGUCGUUACCGCGUCCACCUCACAGUGCAGAAGUACCAGGUUCAAUUCCAGCUGCGGCAUCCCUUUGUGGAGUUUCCAUGUUCUCCCCGGGCCUGCGUGGGUUUUCUCCGGGUACUCCGUUUACCUCCCACAUUCCAAAAACAUGCAUGGCAACUCUAAUUGCGCCACGGAGAUAAAUAAAGUUUUCUGAAUCUGAAAAUGGCAGGCUGAUUGAACAUUCUAAACUGUCCCUCGGUGUGAGUGUUUGUGCGCGAAUGGUUGUUCGUCUCGUGUGCUCUGCAAUUGGCUCGCAACUGGUUCAGGGUGUUGUCCCCCGCCUACUGCCCAAAGAAGGCCAGAAUAGGCUCCAGCACCCCCGCGACCCUUGUGAGGAGAAGCGGAUCGGAAAAUGGAUGGAUGGAUGCUUAGUUAGACAUGCAUAGAUUGGGUAACAAUUUAAUUGUCCAAAACUGGACAAGGUAUGGGGGGCAAGCAGCAGUCAAACGUUUCAUUUCAAUAAGCACAAUAUUUACCAAGUACACCCUGCAGGGCCUUAAUGACACAAUACUACAAAGUCCUUUUAUCCAUCAGCAGCAACUGUAUUCCUUUUAUCUGGCAUCAUAAAGGUGAUAGCUACCAGCCCACUUUGCAUGUCUUCUAUUAUAUAAAGGAAUACAUCGGAACUCUCAAGAGCACGAAGCAGUCUCAAUUUCUCCAAUUGCCGAUAAGGAUAAGAAUUCAGGACAAGCGAUGAUGGCGUGCGGAAAAGAGCAUCAAUUACCAAAUGACUGUCUGAUGGACCAUUACAAUGAUCUGGAAAAAAAGUCCACACUGACUGAGCGAAAAAGACUCCUCGAUGAGAAGCUGGCUCAUCUCGAAUCCCAGAGUGCCACGAUGGAAAGGGAGAAAAAGGACUUCAGGACUCUACUUAAGGAUAGUCAGGACACACAGCAGAAGAUUUCCCUGAAUGAAGACUUGAGUCAACUUAAUUCUCAGACUCUCACGGGCACAACGGCAGAUGCAGACCUGACCGUCAAAAAUUGCAAUCAGACGAAGGCAGCACUGACCGAAGUGAAUGACCGUAAGAUGAGACUGUUUAAAAUUUGGAGUAUGAAUGUGGAGACUGACAAUGAAAAGUUAAGGAAACAAGUUCAAGUCCUCGAAGAAAACAACGCCUCAUUCACUCAACAAAAUGAGCUCCUCAGUGAAAAAUUGGUUCAUUAUGAAUCCUGGAGUAUGAAGAUGGAAACACACUUGAGCAUGCACAUCAAAUUUCUUCAAGAAAAUGAAGAUAUUCUGAUUAAACAGAACGAGUCCCUCAAGAUGAAAGUGACCGAGCUCGAGAGGUGGGGUGAAAUGACCGAGAAACAAAAUGAAAACCUUCAGGCACGGGUAAGAGUUCUGAAAGAAAAUGAGAACAUCAUGAAUGAGAUGAUUGAGACCCUAAGGGCUAAUUUGACCCACGCUGAAACUCAGAGGGACAAAGACCAGGCCGACAUGUAUUGUAUGAGAACAAAACUUCGGACGGUCAGAUGUCAAUUGCAAGACCAAGAUGAACUAUUGAGCAGGGUCGAUCAUGCCGAAUCCCGCCUGGAGAAGGCAUGCGCAGAAAAUGAAAGUUUAGGCAACAAAGUGCGUGAACUUCAGGAGGAGAAUAAUGUAUUGAAAAAAGAGAAGGACAGAGCUCGAGAAGAACAUUCAUCCCUCUGUGACCAACAGUCUGAACAAAUUGCCCAGCUCAAGGUGGCAGUCAACGACCAUCGGAAUCAACUUGACCAGGUUCAUUUUGUCAUCUCGAGUAAAUGCCAGUUGUUAGCAAUGCAAAAGGGGGAAAUAGAUGAGCUCAACUCUCUCGUGACCAGUUUGAAACAAACAAUACAUGAUCUUCAGAGUCGAGUGGAGCUCAGGCGGAUGGAAAAUAUCCUCCUUGCAGAGACGACACGCAAGGAGCAGGUCGGUGAAAAUCAGGUGGAUUUCAGGGUGGGGAGGAAAGGAACAACAAGGGUGCCAUUGAAAGCUCUUUAUCGAAACAAUGACCCCAAUAUUGAACAAAAAAGGCUUUUAAAGCACACUUUGACUUUGUGUGACUGCCCAAAUCUCAACAUGGAAUCGGAGAAUGAAGAAUUGAGGGCACAGUUGAAGGAACUUCAAGAAAAACAGGUCAAAAUGGCUGUGAUGAACAGUCAUCUAAAAGAAAAGUUGGCCCAUCUUGAAUUUUGGCGUGCCGAGAUGGAGACAAAGAAUGACGAGUUCAAGACAAAAAUAGGGUAUCGUAAAGACACCGAGGAGACAGAGACCGCAAUUUCUGGUUCGUGGCAAUCUGAACCGCACAAUGACACAGAAAACGUCAAAAGUCCUCAAUCGAGGACAGACUCGGAGUCGGCUUUGUUUCACUUGCAAGAUCAGGGCGAUUUGAAGAAGACCCAAGAUCAUGUGGAAAGUCUUGCUGAAGCGCAGGAAAAUGAAAAGUUGAGCAACAGCCAAUGUGAGGCUAACAUUCUAAAAACGAAUGAGGUAGCUAGCGUAAAACUUGGAGCCCAUAAACCUGUUGGAGAUCUGCUGACCAAAAAUAUUACACAACUGAAGACCGGAUUCAAAGAUCACAAGCUCCAAAUUGAGGAGUCUGGAAUUGUCCUCCUCUGUUUUAAGGAUGACUUGUUCACGAUGAAAACCAAAGACAUAAAUCAGAGAGACAAACGUGGAGACGCCGCUCUUUUCAUCACAUUGGGACAAUCAAUUCUUAACUUUCAACACAAGUUGGAACGCAUGGAAGAAAUACUAACGGCAGAUAACAUUUAGCAUCGAAACCCCGUCGACAGAGUGAGCGCAAUCAUCUUUCUGCGCUCGUAAAGAGACAACGGCUGCAAGGUGAGCUAUCUAAUGAUGAGUUGAUGGGUGGAGUUCAAGAUGACGAGAUGCUGCUGAAGAUGCUCACAAAGAGUUUGGACAUCUCACACGUCGUUCAGAUGAUUUAAGGAAAAGUGAUUGCUAACACCCAAAAUUCCAAUAUCAUGGAUCCUCAUUAACCCUGACCAUUAGGACUCCAUUUUAUGGAUAACACCAACUCCAUGACCUUCAAACGGGGUCUAGAAACUGCUGUCAUACACCAACAAAUAAGAUGAAGUACUUUUCAGGAGUUGCUAAGAAACUGCUUGGUGAGGAGAAUUCCACUUCAGCCAUUUUUAUUUCAUACCGUAGACUUUUUUAGCAAGCUCUUAUUUCAUAAUGCAUGCAUUCUGUAACCAGGGAAUAAUUAUCUUGAGGUUUAUCUGGGUUCUUACCAGUCUUGAACUUGUUUUAUAUAUUGUGAUACACUCUCAUGUAUAGAUUUACAAAACAUAUCAUCCAACCAUGUUAAGAUGCAAAACUGUCAUGAACAUUCCAAAUUCACAAUUAAAUGGCAACAGAAACACAUGCAUAUUUUGCUGAAACUACACAAACAAACAGAGGCACGCUUGAUUGGUGGAAACACAUCUGUCUAUAAAUCUGCAGUUUCAGGGUGUGUCCUGUUAUUGUUCAAGAGCUGCUUUGGUCAUUAAUACGAAAGCGAAUGUCAUCACUCAGUCUUUCACUCUGAAGGACUGCACUGUACAAUAUAUGCUGACGGGGUUUCUAACAUAACGCUUACCGUGUUUCUAAAGAUAAAGCUAAGAGAGGAAAAAUCUUAUUACUGUAUCUUUUUAGAUGUAGAAUUUUGAAUUUCAUUGACCAGCAAUACUGCAGUGUGGCAUGUAACCAAACAUGCAGCACAUGACACUUGGGAAUGAAUGAAUCCAAUUUCAUGUAACCAAUAAAAUAAUUUCGAAUGUAAA